AUGUCGGACAAGUGUGAUGAAUUUCUAAGUUAUAUAUCUACACUUGAGGCUGGGAAGAAAGAGGAUAAAAAGAUGAUUCAUCAACUUGAGGACAAGAUCGAAUUCCUAGAGCGCGCCUCACGACCUACAGGGGUAGAAAUCCGAAACGUCCCUAAAAUGAAAGGUGAAACAAAAGAUGACUUGUGCAGUUUAGUGACAAACCUGGUACAGAGCUUAAACCUGAAUCAGAAUGAUUUGAAAAAUUUACGCAGAAUCAAAAGUAAACAAAACUCGUACCCAAUUCUCCUUAAUUUUAACUCUGUUUUACUAAAAGAUUUUAAUAAGACAAAGGAUAAAGGUGUUAAAAUCAAUACUACUCACCUGAAGCCCAAACAUUCUAAGCAACAAGUAUACGUAUCAGAAUGCCUUACUUAUAAAACAUAA
Molecule: messenger RNA, 423 nt
Organism: Parnassius apollo (apollo)
Lineage: Eukaryota; Metazoa; Arthropoda; Insecta; Lepidoptera; Papilionidae
Source: the annotation of a GenBank genome assembly